GUCUCCUCUACUACUGAGGGAACCUCCACCAGUGUCACCUCCACUGGUGGCACCACCACCAGUGUCACUUCCACCGGUUUCACCUCCACUAGUGUCACCUCCACCGCUGUCACCACCACAGAUGUCACCUCCUCUGCUCCUGCCACCACCUCAGCAGGGACCUCCUCUGUCUCCUCUUCUACUGAGGGAACCUCCACCAGUGUCACCUCCACUGGUGUCACCUCCACCGGUGUCACCUCCACCGCUGUCACCUCCAUCAGUGUCACCACCACAGAUGUCACCUCCACUGCUCCUGCCACCAGCUCAGCAGGGACCUCCACUGUCUCCUCUUCUACUGAGUUAACCACCACUACUGUCACCUCCACCAGUGUCCCCUCCACAGAUGUCACCUCCACUGCUGUCACCUCCACCAGUGUCACCUCCACUGCUCCUGCCACCACCUCAGAAGUGACCUCCACUGUCUCCUCUACUACUGAGGGAACCUCCACCAGUGUCACCUCCACCGGUGUCACCACCACGCACGUGUCCCCCACCGCCUCCGUGGAGACCUCGUCGUCCUCAGCUGCUCCUGUCACCUCCACCGGUGUCACCUCCACUGCUCCUGCCACCACCUCAGCAGGGACCUCCACUGUCUCCUCUACUACUGAGGGAACCUCCACCAGUGUCACCUCCAUAGAUGUCACCUCCAAUGAUGUCACCUCCACCAGUGUCACCUCCACCGCUGUCACCACCACAGAUGUCACCCCCACUGGUGUCACCUCCACCAGUGUCACCUCCACUGCUCCUGCCACCAGCUCAGGAGGGACCUCCACUGUCUCCUCUACUACUGAGGGAACCUCCACCAGUGUCACCUCCACCAGUGUCACCUCCAUAGAUGUCACCUCCAAUUAUGACACCUCCACCAGUGUCACCUUCAUCAGUGUCCCCUCUUCUGGUGACACCACCACCGCUGUCCCCUCCUCCACAUCUGACGCCGCCACCGGACUGACCCCCACUGGCUCUUCUGCCACUUCUGGAACCACCACGGGUGUCUCCUCCACCGGUGUCACCUCCACCGGUGUCACCUCCACCAGUGUCACCCCCACUGGUGUCACCUCCACCGAUGUCACCUCCACCGCCCCUGCCACCACCUCAGCAGGGACCUCUGCUGUCUCCUCUACUACUGAGGGAACCACCACUGCUGUCACCUCCACCAGUGUCACCUCCACCGGUGGCACCUCCAUCAGUGUCACCUCCACCUAUGUCACUUUCUCUGAUGUCACCUCCACUGCUCCUGCCACCACCUCAGGAGGGACCUCCUCUGUCUUCUCUACUACUGAGGGCACCUCCACCAGUGUCACCUCCACCGGUGUCACCCCCAUCAGUGUCACCUCCUCCGAUGUCACCCCCACUGAUGUCACCUCCACUGCUCCUGCCACCACCUCAGCAGGGACCUCCGCUGUCUCCUCUUCUACUGAGGGAACCUCCACCAGUGUCACCUCCAUAGAUGUCACCUCCACGGGUGUCACCCCCACCAGUGUCACCUCCACCAGUGUCACCUCCACCUCCCCUGCCACCACC
Numida meleagris (helmeted guineafowl) is the source of this 1560-nucleotide messenger RNA. RefSeq names its product serine-rich adhesin for platelets-like. NCBI's taxonomy places the organism in Eukaryota, Metazoa, Chordata, Aves, Galliformes, Numididae. The annotation marks the transcript as partial. The record is from RefSeq and is a predicted model, not a curated record. The transcript has a single exon.